Messenger RNA from Trichophyton rubrum CBS 118892, 4776 nucleotides. RefSeq lists its product as uncharacterized. The record is from RefSeq and is a predicted model, not a curated record. Gene Ontology annotation, molecular function: 5'-flap endonuclease activity; single-stranded DNA helicase activity. Lineage: Eukaryota; Fungi; Ascomycota; Eurotiomycetes; Onygenales; Arthrodermataceae. The transcript has 5 exons. Gene Ontology annotation, biological process: replication fork reversal. Bases 1 to 4776 code for a protein of 1591 amino acids. Gene Ontology annotation, cellular component: cytoplasm.
AUGAUGCAUGACCCCUUUGUCUGCUCGAACUCUAGAGCGAAGCUAGACGCCUUUAGAUACGCUCCAAAGCGGACGACCGAGAUGGAGGACGACCUACUGGAACAGCCGACUCAAGAGUCAGAGGAGACGGGAAAGACAGUAUCAAAGCCAGAAUUUGAUGCAACCAGGCCGGUACCAUGCCCAGAGACGCCAGUCCACAAAAUACCGCUUGCAGACAUGAUAAGCAACACCGAAGACGCCCUCAAAAACGCGCCAGAGAAGGAGAUCACGCCCGGAGACCAUGUCUUCUGGGACCACGGAGGCUCCUUUUCACGAUCAACUCCAAAUACUGCGAGUAAGAGGCGUAACCGGAGUUUGUCACCUAGCAGUUCGCCCUCCUAUAUCUCCGGGGAUGGUUCCUUUACCACUAUGCUCGCUUCGGACAAGCUGAUGUUGACUACACCCCAGCACGAUGCCGCUGCAGAGCUCUGGAAUAGGUACGUGGGCAAGGCAGAUCUGCCAGAGUGCAAUGUACCUCCUUCUCCGCGUACUCCAGGCCUCAAGGGUAGUGCAAGAAAGGCGGCCAGUCUACGUAGAACAAACAGCUGUGCCAUUGACUGGCCCAAAUCGGCCACCAAAGGGAAACGGUCUGUGGACUGGUUAGGAUCAAAUAGGCGGAUUAGGCGGCCUCUUACUACUGAAGAAGGCGAGCAGGGUCCUUUUGGCAAUUCAAGAAUCAAUAUGCUUGUUGACAGGAUACAGAAGUCCCUCUUGAAGAAGUCUGGUUCAAAAAAUGAGGAUCCUCCUGCCCCAGCCCCGCCUAGCUCUUCACCUUUGCCUGACAGAGCAGAUGAGCAGCCGUCUAAACGCAUGAGAUUUACCAUUGAAUCUCCCACGCGUAGAGGACAUCCAGAUACGCUUCCACCACCAAACAAGGAUCAAUUGUCGUCAGACUAUGGUUAUGACGACCAGGACCAAGAGUUUUUUGAGCUCGCAGCUGCUUCAACGAAUGAGGCUUUUCUAGACACGCAGAAAUGCAAAAAUACCCCUAACACAUUACGGCCUGAUACAAAUGCCAAUUAUGAUACCUUCUCACAGCUCGCCAAAGAUAUGAGCGAUGACUCCGAUGAUUUCGAUAAUGAUGAUUACGACGGCAUGGAUGAGAUUAUAGCAACAUACACUAAGAAUAACCCCGUACCUGCACCCACUACUUCGAAAAAUGCCGCAACGACGAAUACCACGGCUACGGCUACUGUUAAACCGCCUGUCACCCCGCAAAAAGGCCAGGUGAAUAGGAUUGUUCCUGAGGAAGAGUUUGAAAAUAUUAUGGAAUUAGAUUCAUUCGAUUCUGAUCCUGGUGACAACUUCGCAUGCUUACUGUUUAUCAAGCCCAGUCAAAAUCCGCAGGCCAUCAAGCGCUAUCUUGUCAUAGAUUUAGCCGAAAAUACAUAUACCAAUAGCAAAGGCCGUAUUCAGUGGGAGAAAGUACUGGUCGUCCGUGAGGACAAGAAGAAAAAAACUCGCGCCAUCACGCUACGGGACUCAUGGUUUGACUCUGCUGUUUCUAAGGACACUUAUAUUCACCUCAUAGGCAACUUCGAUCGCAGUGGCCAAUGCCUUGUUGACGACUCUUCCAGUCACGCCAUCAUCCUGGAUCCAGACCACCUCAUCUCUGCCACUGUAGUGGCGGACUCCUUCACAUGCCCUCGCCGUGCCGUUCUGCAGGACCGCGUCAAGGCCACCAACGAUGCUAACAAGCCUCAGGUCUAUGGCCAUAUCUUGCAUGAAAUCUUUCAAGAGGCUAUGAAAGCAAAUACUUGGAACCUACCCUGGUUGAAGAAUCUUAUCAAUUCCAUUUUACCAAAAUAUAUUGAAAGCCUGUUUGACGUUAAUCUCACUUUCAACGAUGCAGCCAGCUAUCUUGAGUCCAAGAUGCCUGCCCUUAGAGAUUGGGCAAAGUCAUAUGUCCAUCCUCGUCCAACGGCUGGCUCGAUGAUGGAUGAUAGGAACGGAGCUACAUCAAAGAUAUGCAUCAAUAAACUGCUUGAGGUUGAAGAGCAUGUAUGGUCGCCUAUGUACGGCCUUAAAGGCAAUAUCGAUGCUACCGUACAAAUCGUCCUUGAGGAAGAAGGGAGCCAAAAAACGCUCACAGUUCCUCUGGAAGUCAAGACGGGAAAGAAUAAUACAAAUCAAUCACAUCGAGCGCAAACGGCAUUAUACUCAUUACUCCUUUCUGACCGCUAUGAUAUAAAUGUUACUUUUGGGAUAUUAUAUUAUUUGGAAAUAUCAAAGACUCUUCGUGUUCGCGCCAUACCGGGGGAGAUACGGCAAAUGAUUCAGCAGCGAAAUUUACUCGCCGGAUAUCUCCGCCAACAUCUGGAGCUCCCACCCAUGUUAAAGAAUUCUAGACUUUGCAGCCCUUGCUACGCAAAGACAUCAUGCUUCCUUUAUCAUAAACUUGUCGAUGACGGCACAGAGGAAACCAGCGGGGUAGGGAAGAUCUUCCAAGAAACAUCUGGUCAUCUCAGGGCUCCUCAUCAGGCAUUUUUUAAGAAAUGGGAUGACCUCCUCACUCUUGAAGAGAAGGAGAUGUCAAAAUUCCGCCGUGAGCUAUGGACUAUGGUUAGUGCUGAACGCGAGGGAGUAGGGAGAUGCUUCGGCAACGUCAUUAUUGAGAACGGUUCUGCGUCUGAGAAUUCGGAAGGGCCACGAAUAAAUCGGUUCCAGUAUACCUUCAUCAAGCCGAAGUCGGUCUCAAGCUUCUCAUUUACAGAAUCACAGAUCAACGUUGGUGAGCCAAUUGUUAUCUCCGACGAGCAAGGUCAUUUCGCUCUUGCAAACGGAUUUGUGGUGCAAAUCAGCCCGAGACGCAUCACAGUGGCAGUUGACAGACGACUUCACAAUGCUCGAAAUAAAGAGCCCGGCUUCGACGCCGUCAACAAUCAAGCCUUCCAGGGUAUCAUGGAUAUUUCGUCCAAAAAUAAGAAUGCCAUAGAUAUAAACCGUGACACAGAGAGCCCGAUGCUUUACAGGCUGGACAAAGACGAAUUUAGCAAUGGACUGGCCAUUGUUAGAAACAAUCUAGUUUCCCUGAUGGCGCGGGAUGUUUUUCAGUCUGCUCGGCUCCGCGAGUUGAUUGUAGAGGGAGCUGCACCGGUUUUCAAACCUGGUUCACCCCUCUCUCUCCUCCCAGAGAGUGUUGGGCCUAAUCUAAAUAUGGAUCAGAAAAUGGCCAUUGGGAAGGUUCUAACUGCUGAGGAUUAUGCGUUGGUCCUCGGUAUGCCUGGAACCGGUAAAACAACAACAAUCGCCCAAAUCAUUCGUGCCCUGGUGUCCCAAGGGAAAAGUGUUCUACUCACCUCCUACACCCACACAGCAGUCGAUAACAUCCUGCUCAAGAUUCGAGAUGAUAAGUAUAGAAUCCUCCGUCUAGGAACACCGUCAAAGGUUCACCCCGAAGUUCAACAAUUCGCGGAAAUGGCAGCAACACCGAAGAAUACAAUUGAGGAACUUGAAGAUUCAUACGAAAACUCAAAAGUUGUAGCAACAACAUGUUUAGGGGUCAAUCAUCGAAUCUUUAAUACCCGAACUUUUGAUUACUGUAUAGUCGACGAAGCCUCACAGAUUACCUUGCCUGUUUGCCUAGGCCCUAUUCGCAUGGCUAAAACGUUCAUCCUUGUGGGAGACCAUUACCAGUUACCUCCGCUUGUUCAAAGCAAACAAGCCAUUGAGGGCGGUCUUGACCUUAGCUUGUUCAAGUUGCUAUGUGACAUGCAUCCAUCCUCAGUGGUGAACCUAGAACAUCAAUACCGCAUGUGUGAAGAGGUCAUGCUUCUAUCAAAUACGCUGAUAUACUCCAACCAUCUCAAAUGUGGAACGCCAGCCAUUGCAACCCGCUCACUUUCUAUUCCAAAUAUUGACGGCCUAAAACGCAUUCAUCCAACUUCCUUCCCGUCAUCCUCUACCCAACCACCCUGCCUAGGCCCUAGUCACAACAGAUGUUGGCUUCGAGACCUCAUCGAUCCUCGUGCUAAAGCACGUUUUGUUAACACAGAUUCCCUUCGCCCGGAAGCUCUGGACUCCGCUAAAGGCUCCCGUAUCAUUAACGAGGUAGAGGCUACACUCUGUGCACAACUUGUUGAGGCAUUUAUCUCCGUCGGUAUUGCUGCACAGGACAUUGGCGUUGUUACACUCUAUCGAAGCCAACUCUCCCUCUUGAAACAGAAACUUCGGCACCAUGGUUCCGGGCUUGAAAUGCAUACUGCAGACCGUUUCCAGGGCCGAGAUAAAGAAAUCAUAAUCAUGAGCUGCGUACGAAGCAACUCGGACAGGAACGUAGGUGACUUGCUACGAGACUGGCGGCGAGUCAACGUCGCGUUUACCCGAGCCAGAACCAAAAUGCUCAUAGUGGGCAGCAAAGCUACUCUUAGUGAAGGAAACGAGCUUCUAGGGAAGUUCACAGCUCUAAUGGAUGAGCAUCAAUGGCGGUAUGAUCUACCACCUAAUGCUGUCAGCCAGCAUUUCUUUGAAGAGCACGAUUCACUCUUCACACAAGCAAUGAACUCUCGAACUCCGAAAGCGAACAAAACGGCGAACACCUUUUCUCCAAGUCCGACAAAGAAAUUGACUCAGUCUCGACUUCCACUUAGUCCCCUGAAGAAUAAUAAGGCAAACACCUUCCCCGGAUCUGCAUCGGGCAUGAAAAGGCCGCAGAAAGUUGGAAAGCCAUUGGAUGGAGAGAAAAUUGUCAGAAAAAGGCCCGUGCUGAUGGAUGUUCUUAAUGAUAUGCUCGGAUGA